GAUCUCGUCUCAGCGCCGGAAUCACCAAACUGCCCUUUCCCAAGCACCCCCGACCCUCUCACUCCACCAGCCAACCCCCCGCCUCCUCCCGGCAGCGAAAAGGUAGAUUUUUAUUUCCCUCCUGCCUGCCCCCGACAUGACGCCGCAUCUGCCCGUGCCGUCCCGCCCGGCGCCGCGCCACCUGCUCGACGCCGGGGCGCCGCCCUCGCCGCAGCAGCACCACCGCCGCCGCAGGCGCCGCCGCCUCUGCCCGCCGCGCGCCCGGGCAUCCGCCGCCUCCUCCCCCUCUUCCUCUGUGCGAUGCUGCGCGGCCGCCGCGCCGCAGCCGACGGUGGCGGCCGCGCCGGCCGCUACGAGGACGAGGGUGUUCGUCGUGUCCGACCUGCACACCGACUACCCGGAGAACAUGGACUGGGUGCGCCGGCUCGAGGUCGGGGCCAGGGACGCGGGAGGCGUCGACGCGCUCGUCGUCGCCGGGGACGUGGCGGAGACCAGGGACAACUUCGCGCGCACCAUGGAGGCGCUCAGGGACCGGUUCGAGGCCGUCUUCUACGUGCCUGGGAACCACGACCUCUGGCUGCGCCGCGAGGGUGGCCGCUACAUGGAUUCGCUGGAGAAACUGACUGCAUUGCUUGAUGCGUGUAGUGAGCUGGGUGUAGAUACAGGCCCAAGAACGAUAGGUGACUUGGGGAUCAUACCAUUGUUCUCAUGGUAUCACAAGAGCUUUGACAAGGAAAAGGAUGUCAACAGUGUGCGUGUUCCUUCAUUAGAGAUGGCUUGUAAAGACUUUCAUGCUUGUCAAUGGCCUUCGGACUUGGGAAGUGAUGAUGAGGCUCUUGCUGUUUACUUUGACAAGUUGAAUGACAAAAACAAUGAUGCUAUUGAAGAAGUAAAAAAGAAUAGCAAACAGAUACUAACGUUUUCACACUUUGUACCAAGGCAAGAAUUAUGUCCAGAGAAGAGAAUGCUUUACUAUCCAAACCUUCCGAAGGUCAUCGGCUCUGAUUUUUUGGAGAGGAGACUGAGGGCUAUACACAGCAACAGGGAAGAUGGAGCAGCCUGCCAUGUAUUCGGGCACACACAUUUCUGUUGGGAUUCUGUCGUUGACGAGAUCAGGUACAUACAAGCGCCUCUGGCAUACCCUCGAGAAAGGAAACGAAGGAUGAACGGAGGCGAAGGAUGGUUGCCAUUUUGCGUAUACCGCGACGGCUUCAACCCUGAUAUAUACCCUGCUAUAUGGUCAGACUAUUACAACAAGAACAGCAGGGAACCUGAGAACACCCAGCUCGCACCGUGGGUUGCCAAGUAUUUUAGAAAGUACUACUGACCCUUACACCUCGCAUCUCCAGUGCUUGCAGAACAAGCUGGGUACGGUUGAGCUGUCGAGGGCAACUCUGAAGUCUGCCUUUUACCUGGAGGAAAAGAAAAGGAAGAGAUUGACGUUUUACCUGUACAUGUUUUUUUUUCCUUUCCUUUUUGUAUUUUUUUUUCUUGUUUCCACUCUUACCACAACUGUUCUGCAAGCGCCCUCUUGUGCUGGAUGUAUGCUGGAAAAAUAAUGUAAAGAUUCUUGUAAGCCUUGCUUCAAAGAUAUUAACACGCUCAAGUCACUAGAUAGA
Messenger RNA from Brachypodium distachyon (stiff brome), 1619 nucleotides. RefSeq lists its product as uncharacterized. The record is from RefSeq and is a predicted model, not a curated record. The transcript has 6 exons. The coding region runs from base 137 to 1327 and encodes 396 amino acids. Lineage: Eukaryota; Viridiplantae; Streptophyta; Magnoliopsida; Poales; Poaceae. Gene Ontology annotation, molecular function: hydrolase activity.